Messenger RNA from Eleginops maclovinus (Patagonian blennie), 1074 nucleotides. RefSeq lists its product as uncharacterized. The record is from RefSeq and is a predicted model, not a curated record. The transcript is spliced from 7 exons. NCBI's taxonomy places the organism in Eukaryota, Metazoa, Chordata, Actinopteri, Perciformes, Eleginopidae. The coding region runs from base 79 to 1074 and encodes 331 amino acids. Gene Ontology annotation, molecular function: ubiquitin-protein transferase activity.
AGCACUGUCACAUUUCAAUAGAAUUCAACUAUUAAAUAACUUUUCUUGUUAGGAGGUUGGGGUGCUAGAAAACUAUACAUGGUGUCUCCUGAGGACAGUGGAUAUACUGGGCUAAUGCUGAAGACGGCAAGUGUAGGCGGAAAGGGUGUCCUAUAUAUUGCUCCAAUACAGGAGGAACUAAACACUCAACCACUGCCUCCUGACUCCACGUCCUUUUCCAGUAUGCCAAAGGCAAUGUGCCACUCCUGUCACACCAGCUAUCCAUUACAGAUCCUACCGCUGCAUGUUGAAACAUGCAAGAUUUCAGAUACUUCUCCACAGGAGAUUAGUGAUGAAGACCCGGAUUACAGGCACCCCAAACCAGAUAUGGAAGACUUUGAGACUGUGUGCCCAAUCUGUGGCCAGAAUUUUCCUCCCAAUGAGCUGGAGGCACAUGCAAGCCAGUGUGGAGAGAGCAAAGCUGACUUCAUUCCUUCAACCUCAAAACACAAGAUGAGCAUUUCUAGUGCUGUUGUUCUUCAUGCCAUACUUCGGCUGCUGCCCCUUCUCUCCCAGCUACAUGAAGGUCUGAAACUUUAUGGUCUCGCUGAUCUUAUGAGCCAAUACUCAAACAUCUGUCAACCACUCUUUGUCCCUGGUGUGGAGGUGAAGGCUGAUGCUGACUUCGUCUUUGCGGUGUGCCAUCCUGAGUUCAGUGAGAAGGGCUCCAACCAAGAACAGGUGGAAGUGAGCGUUAUGAACCAUCUACAGGACUUCUUGCAGGAGCUGGAAGCAUGUGAACAUCCAGAGGUGGGUGACUAUCCAGGUCACCUGUCCCCCAGUACAUUUCUCCAGUGGCUCACAGGACAGGGCCACAUUCCUGUCUUACCAGAAGAGAAGAUAAACUUCAGAGUCUGUGUGCAGUUCAAUCACACCUGUAACAUCCAGUAUGGUGUACAUACUGUUUGCUACCCAACAGUCGCCGCAUGCAGUAAUACAAUCCGCCUGCCUGUUAAGCAUAUGCAAACUUAUACUGAGUUCAAACAAGUGGUGAUAGAGGCCUUCCAUCUAGGGCAGGCAUUUCAUCAGGUAUAG